AAAGAAAUUCACAACACAAACACAUCCUCAAAACACAAAUACUUUCAACAAGACAAACUCCAAAUACAAAAUACAAACCUUAAAAAAUUUGUUGGUCAAACCAACAACACGACCUCUUCUUCUUUGAUCAUCUAAUCAACCCAACAACAAUAAAACACUCUUAAAGGUGGUAGGUAUAUAUGCGUAUAUAUACAUGGAGUCGGGACAUCAUACAUCUUUUGAUAAAGCUUCCUCCGCAGCUACGCAACAUUUGGGCUUUAUAGAUAGACUGUCUACAAAGUCUCAUAAUCAACCCGAAAGUGAACCGGGUCAUGAUGUUGCAGCAGAUAUAGAUGUAGACUUGAGAGAAAUAUACUUUUUAGUGAUGCAUUUUCUAUCUGCCAGCCCAUGUGAAAAGACUUUUACACAAUUCUGUAAUGAACUUAUGGAAUAUCAGCUUUUACCAAAGAGAUACCAUGCAUGGUACUCAAGGUACGGUACAGCUUCAGAAGAGGAAACUGGUGAUGGUGUUUCUUUCCCUUUAAGCUAUGAAAGCGUUACACAAAGGUAUUCUCAUAUUGAAAAGGACCACUUGGUAAAAUUGCUGAAACAAUUAAUACUGCACGUGGCUCCGUCAAGGGGUAUAUUUGGAAGAACACCUCCUACUGCUGCUGAUGUUCCUACUCUUCUUGGAAUUGGCCCGUUUUCACUCCUUGGAUCGACCCAAAAUGAAACGGUGCCACCUGUUAAGGCUCUGCCAGCAUAUCUUCGUUGGCCUCACAUGCAGGCUGAUCAGGUUCACGGGAUUGGGUUGAGGGAAAUUGGAGGUGGUUUUCCAAAACACCAUCGCGCGCCAUCCAUUCGGUUUGCAUGUUAUGCUAUAGCUAAACCGUCAACCAUGGUGCAAAAGAUGCAAAAUAUAAAGAAGUUAAGAGGACACCGAGAUGCCGUUUACUGUGCAAUAUUCGAUCGGAGUGGGAGAUAUGUGAUUACUGGAUCAGAUGAUCGUUUGGUGAAAAUUUGGUCGAUGGAAACUGCGUUUUGCCUUGCCAGUUGUAGAGGACAUGAGGGUGACAUUACCGACUUAGCUGUAAAUAUAAAUAAUAGCGUAGUGGCAUCUGCAUCAAAUGAUUAUAAUAUUCGUGUUUGGCAUUUGCCCAACGGAAAGCCUCUUUCAGUUUUGAGAGGACAUACCGCUGCCGUUACUGCCAUUGCAUUUAGUCCAAGACACCCAUUCCAGCUUUUAUCGUCAUCUGAUGAUGGGACUUGUAGGAUCUGGGAAGCUAGGUCUUCCCAGUGUCGUGAACACGUUUAUGUUCCGAGGCAGACCCAAGAUGUUGCUGGGAGUAACAAUGGUCCUUCAUCAGGUGCUAAUCCUCAAAGCAAUCAAAUACUAUGCUGUGCUUAUAAUGCUAAUGGAUCAAUUUUUGUUACUGGUAGCUCUGAUACAUUUGCUAGGGUUUGGGUUGCUUGUAAACCAAAUACAGACGCUUCACAGCAACCAAUACAUGAAUUUGAUGUAUUGGCGGGUCAUGAGAAUGAUGUGAAUUACGUACAAUUCAGGUUAGUUUGUACCCAUAUUGUCAAUAUGUCUCGGAUAAUAUAUUCACGUGGUUCGUUCUGCAGUGGUUGUGCCGUGGCUUCAAGGUCUUCAACUUCAGAUACCGUGACAGAUGAGAAAGUACCAAAAUUUAAAACUUCAUGGUUUAGCCAUGAUUACAUUGUUACGUGUUCCCGUGAUGGCAGUGCAAUUAUUUGGAUUCCAAAACGCAAAUCUCACGGAAGAAGUGGACGGUGGACACGGGCAUAUCAUCUCAAAGUCCCUCCACCACCAAUGCCACCUCAGCCACGCCGUGGAGGUCCACGGCAGAGAUUUCUUCCAACCCCGCGUGGGGUCAAUAUGAUUGUAUGGAGUCUUGAUGAUCGUUUUGUGCUUGCUGCCAUCAUGGAUUGCAGGAUAUGUGUUUGGAAUGCUAGUGAUGGUCGCUUGGUACAUUCCUUGACUGGCCAUAGUGAAUCUACCUAUGUUUUGGAUGUUCAUCCUUUUAAUCCCCGUAUUGCAAUGAGUUCUGGGUACGACGGGAAGACGAUAAUUUGGGAUAUUUGGGAAGGCGUACCAAUCCGCAUAUAUGAAAUUGGACGUUUUAAAUUGGUUGAUGGAAAAUUUUCACCGGAUGGGACAUCUGUUGUACUCUCAGAUGAUGUUGGGCAAAUCUACUUGCUGAAUACAGGGCAGGGUGAGUCCCAAAAGGAUUCAAUGUAUGACCAGUUUUUCCUUGGUGAUUACCGGCCUCUUGCAAGGGACGCUCAUGGAAAUGCCAUUGAUCAGGAGACUCAACUUCAGCCCUACCAAAGGAAUAUGCAAGAUGCUCUUUGCGACUCAAGCAUGCUUCCAUAUCCUGAACCAUAUCAGAGUAAUUACCAGAGACGUCGGUUGGGUGCAUUGAAUAUGGAGUGGCGACCUCCAUCUCGAAAUUUUGCUAUUGGCACAGAUAUUGGGUUGGGUCAAGAAUAUCAAAUGUUACCUUUGGCUGACUUAGAUGUAGUUGCUGAGCCGCUACCAGAGUUCCUAGAUGCCAUGUUCUGGGAGCCAGAAAAUGAUGUCAUCAUUGACAGUACUGAUUCAGAGUACAAUGUUACUGAUGAUGAUUCUAGUGGAGAUGAGCAAGCAAGUUUAGGUAAAAGCUCUGUUGAUGCAGCAGAAAGCAGUGGUGGAAAUAAUAUUGAUGACAGGAGCCGGAGAUGGUUAAAAAGAAAGAAACUGAAGGACUUAGAAUGGGAGUCUUCGUCUGGACGGCGUGUUAAAACAAGGAACUCUGACGAUCAUGAAGGGACAUCAUCCAGAUGUAAAGGAUCGAAGAAAUCAAAAAACAACCGUAACUCGAAGGCUACACCAUCUAGACCUCAGCGUACUGCUGCAAGGAAUGGUAAAAAGUUAUCAUCACAAGAUUUUGGAAGUGAGAAGGAUGACGAUGACUUGUCAGAAGAUGAUUCGUCAGAAAGUGAGCCGUGUGUUGAAGAGGAGGACAAACCAACAGUUCUGAUUGGAGUCUCGUCAACUGUGAAUGCAGCACCACCACCUGAAUCGAGACAUAAAUUAGUAUUGAAGCUCCCAAUCACAAAAAAAUCACCAGUUUUUGAAACUAUCCCUAUUCAAUGUCAUGACCCUUCAACAUCUUUGAGACACAAAGAAGAAAACUCGAAACAUGUUAGUGGGGACCAUGAGACAACGGCAAAUAUGGAAGAGAAUGGUAGAACAGAAGAUCGCAAGCCUACCAAAAUCAUAUUUAAAUCAAAGACGGGGCUCAAUUCUGAUGCAAAAUCGUUGGGAGAGUGCUCUCAAACAAACAACGAGGCAGAUGAUACUGUAUCUCAAAAGAAAAACCUUAUCAAGUUAAAGUUGAGUAAUCCGAAGGCGAAAAAUAAUGAUAAUUUGACCGAAGUUGAUUCAUCUGAGGAUGCAAUUCCUAGAAUAAAACCAUUGAGAAUCAAACUUGGUUUUCGUGAAUCAGAUGAUGCACCUCAAAAUCACAAUAAUGAAGCGCAUAUGAUCCCGUACGAUAGUUCUAUGAAUGGUGCUUCCGGAAGCAAGAUAAAUGGUCAAUGUAGCAAAACCAAUUGGCUUUUGUUGGCAGAUCAAGAUGAGGGGUGUCGUUACAUCCCUCAGUUAGGUGAUGAGGUAGCAUACCUAAGACAGGGUCAUCAAGAGUACUCAGAAUUACAAGCCUUGACUGAACAUGUGCCAUGGAUUCAAUUUGGGGAAAAGAUAAGAGACGUGGAAAUUUGUUCUGUAGAUGCCGUAAAUUAUGUUCAACUUGUAGGUUCAGGGGAGAGUGGUUGUAAAAUUAAGCUUAGAUUUAUUGAUCCUUCUUCUAAAGUGAAAGAUAAGACAUUUCAGUUAACGUUACCAGAGUUGGUUAACUUUCCUGAUUUCUUAGUUGAGAGAACAUGUUAUGAAGCUUCACUCGAAAGAAACUGGCAUCCAGGAGAUAGAUGCUCGGUAUGGUGGCGAGAUCAAGGGGGCGGUGGGCAGUUGUGGGAGGGUGUGGUUGUUUCAAUCAGUGAUAAAUCACCUGACUUUCCGGGUAGCCCAUGGGAGAAAUUUUCCGUUACGUAUUCAGGUGAUGAGGUUGAGCUGACUCGUCACAGUCCUUGGGAAUUACUUGAUAAAGAUAUCCGGGGGGAGCAGCCUGGGAUUGAUCCCAAUAUUAGAAAGAUGAUGAUUUCUUUGCUUUCUAAGCUAGAGCAGUCAACUAGGGGCAAUCAGGAUAAAUAUGGCAUCAUGAAGUUAAAACGGGCUUCCGAGAAGCCAGAAUUCAUAAAUAGGUUUCCAGUUCCAUUGACUCUUGAUAUCAUUGAUCAAAGGGUAAAGAAGUUCUAUUACAGAAGUUUUGAAGCGCUGAAGCAUGAUAUCACAGUGAUGCUAUCAAACGGUCAAGCCUUUUUUCUUAAUCAUGCAAACAUGUCAGCAAAACUGCAGCAUCUUUCAGAGUGGUUUGAUAGAAAAUUGUCGACGUUAAGAUGAAAACAGGAAAUAUUUUGUACCUUAGGAACAUAUUUUAAACCGUCAAAAAUAUAGACAUGUAACACCAUCAUAGAUAGGUAUACAUCCAUUUUUUUAGGCUGAAUCUGCCUUACGCUCAGUUUUUAACUUUGCCGAAAGCAAACAAAAUGUAUUCCACCAGUACAAACUAAUCAAUAUUAAUCUACAGUUUUCAUUA
Molecule: messenger RNA, 4700 nt
Organism: Erigeron canadensis
Lineage: Eukaryota; Viridiplantae; Streptophyta; Magnoliopsida; Asterales; Asteraceae
Product: PH-interacting protein-like
Exons: 22
Coding region: 194-4504 (1436 amino acids)
Biological process (GO): regulation of transcription by RNA polymerase II; cytoskeleton organization; regulation of cell shape
Cellular component (GO): nucleus
Molecular function (GO): protein binding
Source: RefSeq, a predicted model, not a curated record